Loxodonta africana (African savanna elephant) is the source of this 12329-nucleotide messenger RNA. RefSeq names its product shieldin complex subunit 2 (gene SHLD2). NCBI's taxonomy places the organism in Eukaryota, Metazoa, Chordata, Mammalia, Proboscidea, Elephantidae. The transcript has 11 exons. Bases 292 to 2793 code for a protein of 833 amino acids. The record is from RefSeq and is a predicted model, not a curated record. Gene Ontology annotation, cellular component: site of double-strand break; nucleus. Gene Ontology annotation, biological process: regulation of double-strand break repair via homologous recombination.
CCCUCGCUGCCGUGUGGGAAAGGGCGCGCCCGCGGAGUCCCCGCACCGCCUCCCCUCGCUCCGCCGCAGCGGCCGCCCCGCCUGGUGCCCGCGUCUCAGGCCCAUCUAUUAUUUGGCUGAAAGAUGACCUCCAGGAGUGGCUUCAAUUCCAGAUUAAAAGAACAAUAGUCUCGUGCGUCCUCCAGUUUCUAUCAGUAGGAUCUGAUUCCUGUCUUGCUCACCUUGCUUCACUCCAGGGCAGCUUAGUUGAAGGAAGGAGAUCCUAAAUAUACCAAGAUUAUCUAUGGAGUCAUGAAAACAGAAACCAUGACUGGAGGAUCUCAAGUCCACAUUUUUUGGGGUGCUCCAGUUCUUCCACUGAAAACAACAGUAUCACAGGAACCGACUUCUUCCAUACCUGCUGCUGACCCCUGGAAAAAAGUUCAGCUUUUAUACAAUCAACAUUCUUUACAUCUGAAGGAUGAAAAAUGCAAGCACAAAAACCUUGAAAACUAUCAAGUCUUAGACAGUAUUGGGCCCCCUGGUCUUAAUAGUCUUUGUUUACUGAACUCUAGGAAAAGUUCAGUUCCUUUGAAAGAUGACUUUAUAUGUUGUAUUUCUGAGACACAGAAUAUAAAAUCCCAGAAGAGUUCCCCCUCAGGGAUGAGUGGUGUAACAGACUCUAGCAUGCAAAUAUGUGGACUUAAGAGCAGAGUUCAACAUUUAACUGGAAAAGAAAAGUAUCAAAAGCUUGUCACUGAAAAUAAGAAAAUCACAGAUGAACAGCAUAAAGAUCAGUCAAAUAUCUGUGUCCCAGAUUUAACAAAAACAACCUCACAGUUAGAUCCUAAGUGUGCAGCUCUGUUAGAUUUGGUCUGUAGUACCAAACAGAUUAAUAUAGGGCCAGAACCUGUAGAAACAACUUAUGUGCCAAGAGCACAUCAUGAAACGCAAAGCCAGCGUGUGGAAUUCUUGCCUUCUAAAACGGUAGACAAGCCAAGGCCUGAAGAAGCAGUUACGAAGGCCUCAAACCUUAACGUAUCCACUGAUACUGAAUUUCUCAGUGUAAUGACCUCCAGCCAGGUUGCUUUUUUAGCCCAGAGGAAGUAUAAAGGGCAGAAUUCUCUAAAUAAAGGGACCGUAAACAUGAAGGUUGGCCCAAAGGCAAGUCACGAGGAAAUAAGAGUAAUAGAAGAUAAUCUGAUUCAUCGUAGUGAUGAUUUUGCAGAAGGAUUUAAAAGUGGACAAAGCCAAGCCUAUUCCCUUGAACUUUUUAGUCCUGUUGGUCCUGAAACAAAAAGUAGCCACAUUGUCAUAGACUCUGAAACAGAUCUUGAAGAAAAUAUAGGAUCUCAAGAACUUUUCAGUCCUGAUGUAAAACUGCCACCAAAUGAGAUCUGUAUCGAGUCAUGUAGCUCAGGAAUACUGUGCUCCCAACUCAAUACCUUUCAUAAAAGUUCUGUUAAAAGAAGUUGGAUAUCUGAACAUAAAGCAGGCCAUUCUAAAGCCCCAUCUAAAACCUCCCAAGUAUCUAAGAAAUCUAAGUUGCUUUCUAAUGCAGGAGAUCUUGCUGUAACACUGGACCAGAGGAACGUGUCUGAAUUUAAGUAUAUUAAAAAAACAUCAUUAAUAAAAAAUUGUGAUUGUAAAAGUCAGAAAUAUAAUUGCUUAGUCGUGGUGUUAUCUCCGUGUCACGUGAAAGAAGUGAACAUAAAAUCAGGACCACAUUCUGGCUCUACGGUACCUUUAGCAGCGCUCGAAGUCAUCGACCAAACAGAAAUUAAGAAGAAGGUCUUUAUGUGGCGAACUGCAGCAUUUUGGGCACUUACCGUGUUCCCUGGAGAUAUAAUUUUGCUUACAGAUGUUACUAUUCAUGAGAAUCAGUGGGUUGGUGAGACAGUGCUACAAUCAACAUUUACCAGUCAGUUAUUAAAUCUUGGAAGCUACUCAUCUGUCCGGCCUGAAGAAUAUUCCAGUAUAGUUAGUGCUGUUGUACUUCAGGACUUAUUGGCAUAUGUUUCUUCAAAACAUCCUUGUCUCAGAGAUCUUCCUCAGAGGCAGCCUCAGAAAGUCAAAAGGAUUGAGUUUGUAGAACUGAAGCACCUUCAGCCUGAAAUAUUAGUCCAUGCAGUACUAAGAGUUGUUGAUAUCACUAUACUGACAGAAGCAUUAUACAAUUAUAGAGGACAGAAGCAAAGGAAAGUUGUGUUAACGGUGGAACAGACUCAAGGUCAACAUUAUGUACUUGUUUUAUGGGGUGCUGGAGCAGCCUGGUACCCUCAAAUUCAAAGGAAAAAAGAUUAUAUCUGGGAAUUUAAAUAUCUUUUUGUCCAGCGAAAUUGCAUAGUAGAAAACCUAGAAUUGCACACAACACCGUGGUCAUCCUGUGAGUGCCUGUUUGAUGAUGAUGUGCGGGCAAUUAAAUUUAAAGCGGAAUUUCAAACAAGUACACCAUCCUUCGUGGAGGUGUCAGAUUUGGCAACAUACCUAGAGGAUAAGUGUUCAGGAGUGGUUCUAAUCAAAGCCCAGAUUUUAGAGCUGGUGUUUCCUAUUAUAGUGGCCCAGAAGAGGCAGAUAACCCUAAACGCGCAUAGUUCUCUGAAGAGUAUUUUCUCUUCUCUUCCCAACAUUAUAUAUACUGGCUGUGCAAAAUGUGGAUUGGAACUAGAAACUGAUGACAACAAGAUCUUCAAACAGUGUUUCAGCUGCUUGCCAUCUGCUAUGAAGAAAAUAUACUAUAGGAAACCUGAGUUUCUGCUCACGUGGGCCGGUCAUCCUGAAACCAAAAUUGGAAGUCAGUACCUCCUGGUCUAGAAUCACUUGGACCUCCUCCAAGCCACUGUUACCUGAUGGUCAAACUAUUGCAGUGGUAGUCUCUUAGUUGGUCUCCUUCUACCUUUGCCUUCUGUAGUCCAUUCUCCACACAACUAACGGAAUAGUCACUCCUUGCGUAAAAACAAUUCACCGUUUCCAGUUACACCUGCUGCCUCUGCGGUUUCAUCUGCCGCUCGCUGUGCCCCAGCCGCACUGGACUUUGUUCUGUUCUUCAGCACUCCAAAGUUUUUUCUCCUCAAGUCUUUCUCACGUGCUCUUCCCGCUGCCUGACACCACAAGUCUGGCUCCUUCAUGUUUUAGUUUAAAUGCCAGCCAUCCCUUCCCUAAUCACCUCCUUUAUUUUCUGUCAUAAUAUCCUGUUUCCUCUCUAUGUACUUACUGCAAUUUGUAGUUGUUUAGUUGCUUGUCUUUUUUUUUUUUAAUCUUUCUUGAGAUAUAAUUAAUAUACCAUAAAAUUCACCAAUGUAAAAUGUACAAUUCAAUGGCUUUAGUAUAUUCAGAGUUGUGCAGCCAUCAUCACAAUCUAAUUUUAGAACAUUUCCAUUCCUCCCAAAAGAAACCUGUACCCAUUAGCAAUCAUUCCCCAUGCCCCAUCCCCCAGCUCCCCAGCCUCUGGCAACCACUCAUCUACUUUCUGCCUCUAUAGAUUUACCUGUUCUGGACAUUUCGUCUAAAUGGACUCAUAUAAUACAUGGCACUUUAUAUCUGGCUUUUUUCACUGAGCAUAAUGUUUGUAGGGUCCAUCCAUGUUGUAGCAUGUAUCAGUACUUCAUGUCUUCUUGUUGUUCAGUAAUAUCCCGUUGUGUGUGUAUAUCUCAUUUUAUUUAUUUAUUCUUCAGUUGGUGGACGCUGGGGUUGUUACCACUUUUUAGCUAUUUUAAAUAAUGCUGCUAUGAGCAGUCGGGUACAUGUUUUCAUUUUUCCUGGACAUGUAUCUAGGAGAGGAAUUGUUGGGUCACGUGUAACUGUAUGUGUGACCUUUUGAGGUACCGCACUGUUUUAGAUUUUCACAGAAGUGUAUGGUGUUCUAAUUUUUCCAUACCCUCACCAACACCUGUUACUAUCCGAUUUUUCUAUUAUAGCCAUACUAGUAGGUGUGAAGAGACCCUGGUGGCAUAGUGGUUAAGUGCUAUGGCUGCUAACCAAAAGGUUGGCAGUUUGAAUCCACCAGGCGCUCCUUGGAGACUCCAUGGGGCAGUUCUGCUCUGUCCUGUAGGGUCACUAUGAGGCGGAAUCGACUUGACGGCACUGGGUAUACCAGAGUAAUAGGUGUGAAGUGGUAUCUUAUUGUGGUAUUGAUUUACAUUUCCGUUUGCCUGUUUUUUAAUUGGGUUAUUAUUAUUUUUCAGUUGUAAGAUUUUUUUUUUUUGUACAUUCUGGAUACAAAUGGAGCCCUGGUGGUGCAGUAGUUUAAGAGCUCAGCUGCUAACCAAAAGGUUGGCAGUUCAAAUCCACCCAGCCACUCCUUGGGAACCCUAUGGGGCAGUUCUGCUCUGUCCUGUUAGGUUGCUCUGAGUUGGAAUCAGCUCAAGGGCAGCAGUUUUGGCUUUUUAUUUGGAUACAAAUAUUUUCUCCCAUUCUGUGGGUUAUCUUUUUACUUUCUGUAUGGUAUCAUUUGUAGCUCACACAUUUUUUAUUUUAAUGUAGUUUAGUUCAUCUAUUUUUCCUUUUGUCUCUUGUGCUUUUGGUGUCAUAUCUCAGAAACCAUUGCCUAAGCCAAGAUCAUGGAGAUUUGCUCCUAUAUUUUCUUCUAAGAUUUUCAUAGUUUUAGCUCUUACGUUUAGAUCCAUGAUCUAUUUUGAGUUAGUUUUUGUAUGUGGUCUGAGGUAUGGGUCUAGCUUCAUUCUUUUGCUUGUGGAGAUCCAGUUGUCCCAGGACCAUUUGUUGAAAGGACUAUUUUUCUGCCAUUAAAUUGCCUUGGCAUCUUUCCUGAAAAGCUCAUUUUUUAUCUGUCACACUAAGCUCUUCAUUUCCUUGAGGGAAGAAACCAGAUCUGACUUGUUCACAAAUGUCCAUCCUGUGCUUAGCACAGUGUGUGGUACAUAGUAGAUACUCAAUAUAUAUUUGUUGAAAGGAGGGAGAAUGAUAGCCUGGAGAAACAGCAUACAGUGAAAAGAGAAAAGGACUUAGAAUCAUCAGGUGAGUAAGGGGAGGUGCGGGUUUUUAGGGGGGAAAUCAGUAGUCAUGUGUUAGACCUGUCACACUAAAUUUCCCUGCAUCUAUUUCUGAAUUUUGUACUCAAUUUACUUUUUAAAAAGUUGAUGUAGGUAAUACAUAUCCAUGGUAAAAAUGCAAACAACAGAGGAAGGUAUAAAAAGUAAAAGUCUUUUUUCUCAUCCACUCUGUCUUUAUUGCUGUUUCUGUGAUUGGAAGACAUUUUUUGUAUAUUCUUCUAGUCAUUAUUAGGCUCAUACCAGUAUGUGUAUAUCCCUUUCUUUAAAAAGUACAUAGAUAGAACUCUUACAAAUAAACAACAAAAAGACAAACAACCCAAUUUAAAAAUGGGCAAAGGACUUGAAUAGAUAUUUUGCCAAAGAAGAUAUACACUGGCCAAUAAGCAUGUGAAAAGAUGCUCAUCAUUAGUAAAUAGAGAGAUGCAAAUCAAAGCCACAAUGAGAUACACUUUAUUCCCAUUAGAAUGGCUUAAUAGAAGCUUUGGUGGCACAGUGGUUAAAUGCUCAGCUGCCAACCAAAAGGUCAGCAGUUUGAACCCAUCGUCCACUUCAUGGGAGAAAGAUGUGGCAGUCUGCUUCUGUAAAGAUUACAGCCUUGGAGACCCAGUGGGGGCAGUUCUGCUCUGUCCUGUAGAGUUGCUAUGAGUCAGAAUUGACUCAGCGGCACAGAACAACACGAUGGCUCUUAUAAAAAUAAUGGAAAAUAACAAGUGUUGGCAAGGAUGUGAAGAAAUUGGAGCCAUCAUUCACUGCUGUUAGGAAUAUAAAAUGGUGCAGCUGCUGUUGAAAACAGUUUGGCAAUUCCUCAAAAAGUUAAAAAUAGUAUAACUGUGGAAAAAAAUAACCGUAUGACCUGGCAAUUCCAAUCCUAGGUAUAUACUCAAAAGCUUGAAAGCGGGGACUCAAACAGAUACUUGUACACCAAUAUUCAUUGCAGCAUUGUUCACAAUAGCUGGAAGGUAGAAACCACCCAAGUGUCCAUCAUUUGAUAACCAGGUAAUACAAUGUGAUACAUACAUGCAGUGGAAUAUUAUUCAGCCAUAAAGAGAAAUGAAGUUCUGAUACAUGCUGUGACAUGGAUGAACCUUGAAAAAAUUAUGCUAAGUAAAAUAAGCCAGACACAAAAGGACAAAUACUGUAUGACCCCAAUUGUAUGAAAUAUCUAGGAAAGGCAAAUGCAUAGAGUCAAAAGUGGAUUAGUGGUUACCAGGGGCUGGGAGGAGGGAGGAAUGGGGAGUUAUUGCUUAAUGGAUACUGAGUUUCUGUUUGGGGCGAUGAAGAAGUUUUGAAAAUAGAUAGCAGUGAUAAUUGUGCAACAUUGUGAAUGUAAUUAAUGUCACUGAAUUGUAUACUAAAAAAUGGUUAAAAUACUGAAUUUUAUGUUACAUAUAUUUUACCACAAUAAAACUUUUAAAAUAAGUGCUUAGAAAGAAUAUUAUUCAUAAUAUUUCCCUCAUAUUGUUUAUUUCUUAGAAUAUAUCUUUGGUUUCUGUAAGUCCUAUCCCUAAUAUCACUUAUAAAUCUUCCUCAUUUUUUUAACAGCUACAUUGUAUACCAUUGUACGAUGUUCCAAAAUUUAUUGAUACGCAAAAUGAUUUAUUUCUAAUAGAAAAGAAGCCAGUGGGAAAAAAAAGCUUUAAAUUAUGCUCGCGAUAGGUGAUAUCACCUUUAUUUUUAUUUCUAAUAAUAAUGUACAUAACACUGUAAAAUAAUCUCUUUUCUUAUAUUAGUAUCUGACAUUUUUAAAUGUAUACAGAAUAAAUAAAAUUUGUUAUCAUUGAAAUUCCUUUAAAAAUCCCUUCUCUUAAUUUUAGAACAUCUUAGAGCUGUUUUAAGAAUUAAAAUUAAACCUGCAUAAAAAUCCAUGCUUUUUUUGAUGGGCGUGGCAAGAUGACGGAGUAAGUAGUGGCUCCAACUUAUCCUUCUGCAACUAACCCACUAAACAAUGAAAAAAAAAGAAGCACAGACUGAGAUCUCAGAGCUCCAGAUGGCAGCUAAAGAGUGGUGAAGUGUAUAGGUGAGUCCAGAAACAAGGGAGAGGAAGAAUGAGGUCAGCACAGAAGCUGGAAGAUUCUAGCUGCUGGCAUCUGGAGAACUCAGCUCAUCGCAGCAAUUUUGUGACGAAGAUGUACAACACCCUGAAGAAAGAACAUAACAUGGGAGCUAAACUGAGGAAGGUGUCACCAAUUAGCUGUGGAAGUUUAUGGGCCAUGCACUUGGGAGGGGGUGCAGGGAGGCCAAGGUGCUGUAAGUGAGUAGUAUUGAAUCUUAUUGAGACCCAAAGCCCGUGGUCUCUAGGACCCAGAUAACUGAAGAGCCGCAGGGCCCAUCCUUCAGCCAGGAUGAGAAAAAUACAUAAAACAGCCAACAUGGAGGAAAACAACUCGCUCCCUGUCUGCAACUGGACACUGUGGGAGAGCUUGUACAGGGGUUGCCCAUGAGGAAAGGACAUAAAGUGUUCCCCACCUUCAUCUUGGGAAAGCCAAGCCCCACCACUUCAUCCGCAUCUGUGGCCAGCAGGAAAGUCCCACACAUAAGCAAUUAGCCACAGAGGGAAAGCCCUGUACCAGUUGUACAUAGUGAAGGGAAGGAACCCAGCCUCAGGAAUGCAGUCUGGGCUACAGUCAACCCCAAAGAAGACAGAGGGACACUAACACCAGCAAAGUCAGCCACCUUAGAACCAGCCAGGAUAAGCACUCUGAGACUUAAAACUAUUCAAAAUGCCUAAAAGCUGUGGCAAUAAACUAGAAGCCAAGAAUAACAGAGACAAAGCCUCAGAUUGAACUCCUGAUUCAGUGCUGCAAAAAGCCUAAGGACAAGAGUGCUCACUAGUGGAACUUAAGAUAGUGGAGGUAAAUCUAACAACUGUAAUUCCUGUGAAAAUCAGAAAACUCAGAAUUUCAAAAUAUCAAAAAAGAUAUCAAAAUAUCCCACAUUCAACAAAAAUAAUAAAACACACAAAAUCACAAGAAGGACCAAGUAAAAGAAAAACGUGAAAAGGAACUUUCUCCUGUGGAGACAAGGAUAAUGGAAAAAGCAGAAAACUUCCGGACAAUAGUGUUAAAUAUAUUUAAAGAAAACAGAAAACAAAACUAACAGAGAUCAGGAAGCAAAUUGAGGAAUAAAAUGAGAACCAAGAAAAUUGAAAACAUAAAAAAAAGAAUUACUGGAACUGAAGAAUAUAACUAAUUCAGAAAGUGCAAGAAAAACAUUUAAGAAUAGGGUCAAACAGGAUAGAAUAAGUGAAGUAGAAGAUAGAGUAAUGAUUUAUCAAGUCUCAAGAGUACAAAGAGAAGUGAAAAAAUCCAAAUGGAAAUGUGGGAAUCAAUUAAGAAGUCUAACAUUAGAAUUAUUGGAAUUCCAGAGUACCAUGAUAAUGAUGAAGGUACACAAAGAAUUUUCCAAGAGAUAGUCAUAGAGCAUUUCCUAGAUCUGAAUAGGGAACCAAGCCUGCAAAUACAGGAAUCUACACGAACUCUGGUUAGAAGAAAUACAAAGAGGUUCACUCCACAUCACAUUCUAAUAAAAUUCCUGAAGCCAGACAGGAAAGAAUUCUGAAAGCAGCAAGAAAAAAGCACGAUAUAACAUAUCAAGGGACCUUCAUAAGAAUUUGUGCAGAUUCAUCUCCACAAAUUCUAGAGUCUAGAAGACAACAGAGCAACAUAUGUAAAAUAUUGAACAAAAACAAUUGCCAACCAAAAAUUCUUUGCCCAGAAAAGUUGUCAUUCACAAAUGAGGGAGAAAUCAAGACAUUCCCAAAUAAACAGAAGCUCUGGGAAUACACCACUACCAGACCAGCUCUGCAAGUAUUACUUAAGAUAAUUCUCCAAAUGGAAACUACAGAACAUUAAAUACUCGAAUCUAGACAUGAGAAAUAAAAAUAAGAGCAAUAUCUCCAAAAAACACAGCACCAUGGGAAAAUAAAGGGACCAAGUAGAUGAUGUUUUCAGGGAGUAAACUCAAUAGUUUAGUUCCACAAGCAAUACGGCAUCAAGUGCACAAGAAGUGCAAAUUAAACCUAUUUGAUAUAGUACGUACAAUGAUGUUAAUAGAGACUCACCAGCAAAAAUGAGGGAGGGAGGAGCAAGGCAGUAGUAGAUUUAGUAUAUUAAGUUGUAUGUUACCUGUUUGUAUGUUGUGUCACAUUUGCAAAUUGUGAAAUGUAAUAUGUAUAAUAACUACUAAGAAAUCACCUAGAAAAAAUAUACAGAAGAAAAGGAGGGACAAAUCAAAAAGACUCAUCACAAGAAAGCAGCCAAAAACAAAAGAUAACAACAGCAGCAAAAAAAAAAAUGAGAAUAAAAAAACAAAGAAGAUAUGACAUUCAGAAAAGAAGUAGCAAAAUGAAUUAAGUAGACACUUCAUUUUCAGUAAUAACUCUCCAUGCAAAAGGCAGAGCAUGGCAGAAUGGAUUGGGAAGAAAAAAAUGACCCAUCCUUUUGCUGCCUACAAGAAACACAACUUAGGCAUAAGGACCCCCCAAAAUUGAAAAUAAAACGACAGAAAAAAUAUUCCAUGCAACCAGUAACCAAAAAAGAGCAGGGAUAGGGGAGAUGAGAGGGUAGAGGGGGUUAGAAGCUGGCAAAAUGGACACGAAAAGAGAGCGGAGGGAAGGAGCGGGCUGUCUCAUUAGGGGGAGAGCAACUGGGAGUAUGUAGCAGGAAUAUAUGAGCUUUUGUGUAAGAGACUAACUUGAUUUGUAAACUUUCACCUAAAGCACAAUAAAAAUAAAAAAAAAAGAGCAGGGGUGGCCGUGCUGAUAUCAGAUAAAAUAGACUUUAAGUCAGAAUCUUUUACAAGAGAUAAAGAAGGACAUUACAUAAUAAUAGAAGGGUCAGUCCGUCAAGAAGACAGAACAGUUACAUGUGCACCUAACAUCAGUGCUCCAAAAUAGAUGAAACAAAUACUGACUAAUAUAAGAGGUGAAAUAGAUAGCUCCGCAACACUAGUUGGGAAUUUCAACACGUCACUUUCAGUUCUAGACAGAACAUCUAAAAUGAAGAUCACUAAGGACAUUGACUGCGCAAAGGCAUUUGAUCGUGUGGAUCAUAAAUUAUGGGUAACAUUGUGAAAAAUGGGAAUUCCAGAACACUUCAUCAUGCUCAUGCCAAACCUGUGCAAAAACCAGGAGGCAGUCAUACAAAGAGAGCAAGGGGAUAUUGUGUGACUGAAAAUUAGGAAAGGUGUGUGUCAUGGUUUAUCCUUUCACCAUACUUAUUCAAUCUGUAUGCUGAGCAAAUAAUCUGAGAAACUGGACUGUAUGAAGAAGUACACGGCAUUAGGAUUGGAGGAAGACUCAUUAACAACCUGUGUUAUGUAGGUGACACAACUUUACCUGCAGAAAGUGAGGAGGUCUUGAAACCCUGACUGAUAAAGAUCAAAGACUACAGCCUUCAGUAUGGAUUUCACCCCAGCAUAAAACAAACAUCCUCACAACUGGACCAAUAAACAACAUCAUGAUAAACAGAGAAAACAUUGAAAUUGUCAAAGAUUUCAUUUUACUUGGAUCCGCAAUCAACACUUAUGGAAGCAGCAGUCAAGAAAUCAAAUGAUGUAUUGCAUUGGGCAAAUCUUCUGCAAAAGACCUCUUUAAAGUGUUAAGAAACAAAGAUGUCACUUCGAGGACUAAAGUAUACCUGGCCCAAGCCAUGGUAUUUUUAGCCGUCUCAUGUGUACGUGAAAGCUGGACAAUGAACAAAGAAGACCAAAGAAGAAUUGAAGCCUUUGAAUUAAUGGUGUUGAUGAAGACUGUUGAAUAUGCCAUAGGCUGCCAGAAGACUGAACAAAUCUGUCUUAGAAGAAGUACAGCCAGAAUGCUCCUUAGAAGUGAGCAUGGCAAGACAUUGUCUCAGGUACUUUAGACAUGUUAUCAGGAGGGACCAGUCUUUGGAGAAGGACCUCAUGCUUAGUAGAGAGCGAAAAAGAGAAAGACUCUCCAUAAGAUGGAUUGCAUCUUAUUGAGAGUGGUUGCAACAGUGGGCUCAAGAAUAGCAACAAUUGAGAGGAUAGCACAGGAUCAGACAGUUGUACAUAGAACAGUUCGUUCUGUUGUACACAGGAUCACUAUGAAUCAGAACUGAUUCAAUGGCACCUAAUAACAACAAGGACAUUGAGGACUUGCAUAAAACCAUAAGUCAGUUUGACCUAACAGACAUAUAUAGAACAUUGCACCCAUUGUGCAUUUUUCUCCAAUGCACAUAGAUUAUUAUUCAGAAAAGGCCAUAUGCUAGGGCACAAAACAAGUCCCAACAAUGUUAAAAAGAUUGAAAUAUACAAAGCAUCUUCUUUGAACAUAGCAGUAUCAACAACAGGGAGAAAAUUAUAUGGAAAGUAAAAUACUACUGAAAAACUAUUGGAUCAUAGAAGAAAUCAAAAGUGAAAUUAAAAAAAUACUUGAAUCAAACAAAAAUGAAAACAGAACGUAUCAAAACCUUUGAGACACAGCAAAAGUGGCAGUCAGAGGGAAAUUCAUAGCAAUAAAUGCCUACAUUAAGAAAGAAGAAAGAUCCAAAAUCAAUAACGUAAACCGACAACUAGAACAAAUAGAAAAGGAAGAACAAAAGAAGCCCAAAGCUACCAGAAGAAAGGAAAUAAAAAAGAUCGGAGCAGAAAUAAAUAGAAAAACAGUGUAAAGAAUCAACAAAACAAAGAUGUGGUUCUUUGAAAGGGUUAAUAAAAUAGACAAACCACUGGCUAGACUGACAAAAGAAAAAAACCAGAAGAGGAAAAUAACCAAAAUAAGAAAUGAAACUGGAGACAUUACAACAGAUCCAACUGGGAUAAAGAGAAUCAUAACAAUACUAUGAAAAACUGUAUCUAACAAAAUUUAAAACCUAGAUGAAAUGGACACAUUCCUAGAAACACACCUAAACUACCUACCUAAGCUAACACAGACGUUGAGUAUCUAAACAACCCAAUUAUAAAAUGGGCAAAGGACAUGAACAGAAACUUCACCAAAGAGGAUAUUCAAGUGGCCAACAAACACAUGAAGGGAUGCUCACAAUUAUUAGCCAUUAGAGAGAUGCAAAUAACUACAAUGAGAUAUCAUUUCACCCUGGCUAAAAUGGCACUGAUUUAACAAAAAAAAAAUGGUGAGGAUGUGGUAAGAUUGGAACCCUUACUCAUUACUGAUAUGAUUGUAAAAUGGUACAGUCACUAUGGAAACUGGUAUGGUGCUGCCUCAAAAGCUAGAAAUAGAACUAUUUACCAUGAAGUCAGUUCCAACUCAUAGCAACCCUACUGGACAGAGUAGAAUUGCCCCUUCAGGUUUCCAGGGAGUGGCUGUGGAUUUGAACUGCCGACCUUUUGGUUAACAGCCAUUGCUCUUAACCACUGCACCAC